This is a messenger RNA of Mesorhabditis belari, 1146 nucleotides long. NCBI's taxonomy places the organism in Eukaryota, Metazoa, Nematoda, Chromadorea, Rhabditida, Rhabditidae. The record is from the annotation of a GenBank genome assembly.
AUGGAAAUGCCUGAACUCGCUGAAGAAACAAAUGACUUUCCUUUAUCGAAGAAAGGCGAAAUUCAGUUUUCUGUAUGCGGAUUGUGCAACUCGCCGAAAAGUCUUGGCAAUGCCGAUCAACUACACUGCUGGAACCUCAUUCAACACGUCUACACGCACAUGGUUCAGAGGGCAAUGACCUGCAAUGAGUGUGGAUACCAAGCUCAUCGAAGUCAAGGAAUGGCCGUUCAUGUCAGACGACAUCAUAAUCGAAAGGAAGUGGUCAUCUUAUAUCCCUCGAACCUGAAGGCCUAUAUGGAAGAGCUGAAAGAUGUGGCGAGAAGAUGCUUUCCUACUUAUUUUGAACGCUUCAAAUCUCACUUUAUCAAUUUGGAGGAAGCUAUGAAAGCCGGAUCAGGCUCAAUGUCCACAGGAAGCAACAGGCCAAGCACUGAGAGGAAAUUAGGACUUGGAAUCAAUGAUCACCUGUUCGUAAGCUUGGGUCUGGAUUUUUCCAAGGAAAAGGCAGGUGACGAAGACAACAUUGGAGGACUUCUGGGAUUUCAUAUGCCAAAGGGUGACCUUGUGGCUGAUGCACGACCUUCUCCGAGUUUUCAUGAUGACUCUACAAAUAUCGAUUUUCGGGACGACGAGAUCGAAAACUCGACUUUGGCUGGGCUCUUUCGGGGAAUCUUCGACUCUCCCCGCAAAAAGACAACUGUGGCCAGUGACGGAGAGAUCAAGAUUCGACCUCCUCUCUUCCUAAAACAAGGUUUGAUGAAGCAAGAACCAGUGAAAUCGGCUGGAGGUCAAACAAAAAAGGACGUUUUUGCUCAAGCACUCGUGGAUUCUGAUGGUGAAAAGGAAAGUUUUAUUGGGAAGAACAGGCCAAUGCUUCAAAUUAGGCCAAUUCACGGCAAUAAGCCGGAAAUUCCAAAGAUGUUACCCUUGAGUAUUCCAUCUAUCAAUCCACUGAAGAGAGCCCUUGAUGCCGCAAAUGAAGAAGUUAUUGUUUUGAAGAAGAAAGUGUGUGAACACACGACUACCAUUUCCGAGUUGUACGCCAUAUUGGGAGAGAAAGAGCUUCAGAUGCGACGUUUGAAAGCCGAACGUGAUGCCGCUGUUUAUAAGAGUAGUGGACCGCGCAAACAAGACCCAUCAGCCAGU